Molecule: messenger RNA, 387 nt
Organism: Argentina anserina (silverweed cinquefoil)
Lineage: Eukaryota; Viridiplantae; Streptophyta; Magnoliopsida; Rosales; Rosaceae
Exons: 1
Coding region: 1-387 (128 amino acids)
Source: RefSeq, a predicted model, not a curated record
AUGAAGGUAUAUGCUAAUAUAAUUGAGCAAAAGAAUGGGCCUACUGUUGCGGAAAUAGAGAAUUUGUUCAAACCAGUAAUCAGUGAAGAUCCUCAACUAUACUGGGACAAGAAUCCAGUAUAUUACCAGCUUAAGAUGCAUGAUGCGAACGCCAUCUGCCAUGUCAAAGCCAUCCCUCAUUAUAGGGAAGAAGAUUCAAAAGAGAUGGAAAGUCAGAUUCAUGAACUACUUGAGAAAAAGUUACUCAGACCUUCAAACAGUCUGCAUCAUGCUCCAGCUUUUCUAGUAAGAAACCAUGUGGAACAGGUUAGGGGAAAAGCUAGAACGGUCAUUGAUUACAUAGAUGUUAACAAAAAGACCGUAAAAGAUGGUUAUCAGAUAGCUUAG